Messenger RNA from Cololabis saira (Pacific saury), 15380 nucleotides. RefSeq names its product protocadherin-1-like. Gene Ontology annotation, molecular function: calcium ion binding. Gene Ontology annotation, biological process: homophilic cell-cell adhesion. The transcript has 5 exons. The record is from RefSeq and is a predicted model, not a curated record. Bases 696 to 4364 code for a protein of 1222 amino acids. Lineage: Eukaryota; Metazoa; Chordata; Actinopteri; Beloniformes; Belonidae. Gene Ontology annotation, cellular component: plasma membrane.
CUUUCCACUUCUUUCCAUGAGCGCAGACGGAGCAGAGCUGCUCCUGGACCGGGAGGCGGACACAGAAACCAGAACCCCGCGGACCUACACCAGCGCUCCUCCUCCAAUUUAGCCCAUUUUUAUCUUUUACUUACAUUUUUUUUAUUGUUUUAUUUUUUAUAAGUCUCCCAUCCAGUCCCGGUGCCGCGUCCACCAGCACCAGCAGCAGCACCAGCACCAGCACCUCCACCCGAGCGCGCACCUGCCCAGGAUGAUGCCGCCGCGGCCGCUGCUGCGCGCACGGGGCUGAUAUUCCACGGAGUAGCUGCCCGGACCGGACCGGACGGGUGGGUGGGUGUCCCUUCCACCUCCACCUCCACCUCGGCUCCAUCAACCUCCAGCAACCGCCACCUCAGCUCCACCCCGGCUCCCGGAGCUCCAGCCGCGGGGACGCACCGGCACCGGCACCGGCAGCGCGCACGGGGCUGACGCGCAGCGCCCGCGCCUCACGACUGUAAAACUGCACAGAAAUUGACUUGACACUGGAUGAAUAAUUCCACCCGUGACUGGAUUGCUUGAUUAGUGUCUUCUUUUUUUGGUUUGGUUUGUGAAUUCAGCCCGGUGUGGGUUCUUACUUUUGAGUUUUGGCUCCGCUUUUUGGCACCAGCAGACGCGGAGAACCGCAGCUCGGACCCGGGGAGCUCCUCCGCUUUAGGAUGUUGUGUGGACGAGAAAUGGCGGUCCUGAGGUGGGAAACCAUGCUGCUCCUGGCCAUCGUCCUGCUGUUCUCCUGCAGCGCCGCCCCCAGCAGCAUCGUGUACCGAGUACCGGAGGAGCAGCCGCCCAACACGCUCAUCGGCAGCCUGGCGUCAGACCUGGGCCUGCCCGACUCCGGACACCUCUACAAGCUGGAGGUGGGCGCGCCGUACCUGAGGGUGGACGGCAAGACCGGCGACAUCUACACCACGGAGAUCCCCAUCGACCGGGAGACUCUCAGAGACUGCCGCAACCUGUUCGAGGGGGAGAAGUGCAUCCUGGAGUUUGAGGUGUCCAUCACCGACAUGGUGAAGGGCAUCGGCUCGGGGCCGCGGCUCAUCGAGGGGCUCAUCGAGGUGCUGGACAUCAACGACAACACGCCCCAGUUCAACUCGCCCAUCCUCUCCAUCGCCAUCCCCGAGAACACGCACAUCGGCGCCCUGUUCUCCAUCCCCGUGGCGACGGACCGGGACUCCGGCCAAAACGGCGUGGCUGAGUACACGCUGACCACCGGGCCCGACGCCGACCAGCUCUUCAGCCUGCAGGUCGCCGUGGACUCGGACGAGAAGCUGCCGCAGCUGGUCGUCAUGGGCAACCUGGACCGCGAGAAGAAGGACUCGUACGACCUGAACAUCCGGGUGGUGGACGGCGGGAGGCCGCCGCGGGCGAGCAGCGCCUUGCUGCGCGUCACCGUCACGGACCAGAACGACAACGCCCCCAAGUUCGAGAGGAGCCACUACGAGGCCGAGCUCCCGGAGAACAGCCCGCUGGGACACUCCGUCCUGCAGGUCCGAGCCAAUGAUGCUGACACCGGCACCAAUGGGGAGAUAGAUUACAGCCUCCAUCAGGCAUCUGAGACUGUCCAGAGGCUUCUUCGCAUCGAUCGCUCUACAGGCAUAAUCUAUGUCAAAGGUCUGGUGGACAGAGAGGAAGAGAGCUUCCUUAAGUUCUUUGUUGUUGCCAGAGAUCGUGGGCCCAAUUCCAAAUCGUCCAAGGUUCUGGUGACUAUCAGCGUUAGGGACCAGAACGACAACGCUCCAGCCAUUGAGAUCCGUGGUAUUGGGUUGGUGAUACAUCAGGACGGAGUAGCCAACAUCUCUGAGGACAUGCCCAUCGGUACACCGGUGGCACUGGUCCAGGUGUCGGACAGGGACGAGGGGGAAAACGCCGUGGUGACGUGUGUGGUCGCAGGAGACGUCCCGUUUCAGCUACAACCCGCAAGCGAGUCGGCCAAUGAUCGGAAGAGGAAGUACUUCCUGCGGACAACAACCCUGCUGGAUUAUGAACGCGUCAACUUUUACAGGAUUGAAAUCGUUGCUGUGGAUUCAGGAAAUCCAGCUCUUUCCAGCACCAACUCACUGAAAGUGCAGGUUACAGAUAUGAACGACAACACACCAGUUUUUUCUCCUGCGUUGGUCGAGGUGGACUUUGCAGAGGGAAACCAGCCAGGUGACAAAGUUCUCAAUGUUGUUGCGGUGGAUGCAGACAGCGGUAGCAAUGCAGAACUGGUCUACAGCAUCAUUGAAGCCUCGGCCAACCGGCUCUUUGAAGUUGAUGCCGACUCUGGGGAAAUCCGGGUGAAAAACAUGCUGGAUCGGGAGGAGACCGAGCGUUAUGAGUUCCGUGUGGCUGGAGCAGACAAAGGUGUACCAAGUAAAACUGGUACUGCUACGGUGGUGGUAAAUGUCCUAGACCGCAAUGACAACGACCCAAAGUUCAUGCUGAGUGGCUACAGCUUCUCCGUCAGUGAAAACAUGCCUCCACUCAAUCCCGUUGGUGUUGUGACUGUCACUGAUGCCGAUAAGGGGGAAAAUUCACAAGUGAAACUGUUUGUGGAACCAGACAAUGGGAAGUUUGUCAUCCAGAACGGUACAGGAACCAUCCUGUCCAGCAUUUCCUUCGAUCGUGAGAAGGAAAGCACUUAUACCUUCCGUCUAAAGGCUGUGGACGGUGGUGAUCCACCUCGAUCCUCCUACGUCGGUGUGUCUAUCAAUGUCUUGGAUGAAAAUGAUAAUGCACCCUACGUCACCAAGCCAGCUAACUCCUCCUACACAUACUUGACACCCGUCACUCCCCCGAACACGCCUGUAGAGGUGGUGGAGGCAGAGGAUAUUGAUGCCGGACUCAAUGCCGAGCUGGACUACAGCAUCGUGGGUGGCAAUCCGUAUGGCCUGUUUGAAAUAUCCUCCAACAAUGGGGAGAUCACACUAGCACAACAAUUCACCGGCAAGCACAAUGGGCUCCAUCGGUUGGUAGUUAAGGUCACUGAUAAAGGCAAACCCCCUCGUCACACCACCGCCCUGGUCCACGUGUUUGUAAAUGACACCAAAUCCAACGUUUCCCUCAUUGAGGCACUGGUUGGACACAGUCUCUACACACCUCUGGACAGAGACAUUGCAGGAGAUCCCAACUAUGCCCUGGCUCAGCGCAGCAACAUCCUGUAUGGCAGCCUCGCUGGGAUUGCUGGUGUGAUUCUGGUUAUCGUAGUCGUGGUGGUGAUCAGACACCGGCUGCAGAAAGAUACAAAGAGCGGUUACCAGGCUGGCAAAAAGGAGAGUAAGGAUCUCUAUGCUCCAAAGCAGGGUCCUAAAAAUGGCAAAGGGAAGAAAAGUAAAAAGGGCAAAGCUCCGAAACAAGCCAAGCCCCCGGAGGAGGAUGAGGAGGCCAGUCUGCAGAAAGGUCUCAAGUUCAACCUCAUCAAUGACAAUGUCAAUGACAGUCCCAGAAUUCAUCUGCCCCUUAACUACCCACCAGGAAGUCCAGAUCUGGGCCGUCACUACCGAUCCAACUCCCCCUUGCCAUCCAUCCAGCUGCAGCCACAAUCCCCAUCUGCCUCUAAGAAGCACCAAGCCGUUCAGGACCUUCCAGCUACCAACACCUUUGUAGGGACAGGCGACAACAACUCCACGGGAUCCGACCAGUAUUCGGAUUACAGCUACAAGGCCAAUCCACCUAAAUACAGCAACAAACAGCUGCCCCACCGCCGAGUGACCUUCUCGACGUCCAACCAGGCGCAGGACCUGCAGGACGCGUCCCAGCACAGCUACUACGACAGCGGCCUGGAAGAGUCGGAGACCCCCAGCUCCAAGUCGUCGUCGGGGCCCCGGAUCGGGCCGCUGGCUCUGCCGGAGGACCACUACGAGAGGACCACGCCCGACGGCAGCAUCGGCGAGAUGGAGCACCCGGAGAACGACCUCAGGUCCCUCCCCGACGUGGCAAUGACUGGUAACUGCACCCGCGAGUGCACCGAGUUCGGCCACUCGGACUCGUGCUGGAUGCCCGGACAGCCUUCCCCCAACCACAAGGUGUCCAAGAUCGCCCCCCAGCUCUCCACCUUCGUGCCUUACCAGGAGAUGGACGGCCAGGAGCAGCUGAUGGCCAACGGCAGCCCCAAGCCCAUGGUGAUGGAGGAGCGCGGUCCGGGCGGAGGCGGCGCCGGCGGCAGCAGCGGCAGCUCCAAAGUGGCCAACAUGAGGUUCAUGACCCCCUACAGCAGUGCCUACCCGGGGAGCGGGGGCUCGUCCGGGAAAGACUGUGGGCUGGAGGAGAUCCCGCUGAGCCAGGCGGCGGAGUACCACUCCGCCACCACCCCGACCGGCCAGACCUCCAAGAGGGAGAUCUACCUGUGAGGCCACGGCUCCCCAAGUCCCCCCCCCAAACGUCUCUGCUCACCGCCACUCGUCCCCCCCCCCACAGCGCCCCCUGUGCCUAUAACUCGUUGUGCCGCAGCACCGACUUCCCCUUCCUCCUUUUUAUAACUGCAUCACCAAACAAGGCUUUAGACCCCCGCCUUCCCCACCGCCCCCCCAACCCCUCGAGAAAACCAAUCAAAUGUAAAAUUUAAAUUGAAGAAUAUACACAGUUUGUGCUGCUGCAGAAGGAAUGUAAACUACACCUCAUCGUUGUGAUGAUUUAUGGGAAACUAUUUAGCUGCUCAUGUAUUUGAGUUGAACCUUUGUGCGUUGCUUUCGGCUGUGUCGGUGUGUUGGACCAGAAAAAGAAAAAACAAAAAAAAAAACACCUUCGGGGGGAGAAGGGAACAAACUUCUUGUAAAUCCUACUUAAGUAUACUGUGUAUUGCUAUCUAUCCUCAGUUUUUGUUCAACUGUAAUUUUGUUUUCUUUACUUUUUUGUUUUUUCUCCUGUCGACUCCGGAGGCAGGAAUCAAAAUCAACCAGGUGUGUUUUCUAGAACAGCUAACUUAAGACGUUUUCACCAACGCACUCGUUUUCUAAUCUCUGGAGUUGAUCUUUUACACCCCCCCCCCUUCACCGUGGAGAGGUAUUUCUUCAGUGUACAGAGCUGUAAAUACUACAAACAGUGACCGAGGGAACUGGUGCGGCUCAGAGGACGUGGAUCCGUGACUGUUGCGUCAUCUCCGGACCUUCACCUUGGCAUGAUGAGACGGGAUGACGUCCCAGCACCCGCUUGCCGCGCUGCAGGAAUCUGGACUCUUGAGCGUCACCGACGGUGCCGAAUUAAGAACAUGAAACUUUUCGUUUUGCUCUUUUUUUGCUCUACGGCUUUACAACAUGCUGGAGUUUGAGUUUACAAGGGUUGGAAGCGUCCGAGGAAAACCAACUUAGUCAGGCUGAAAAGAAGUUUGAUGUUCUUUGGGUUUCAUUCAGUGGAUCAUAAUCUAUGUACCGAUUACUCAUGCUGUUGUCAGUAGUACACCAUGAUGGGCUAGACCGAACAACGAAGGUUAACUUCACCCUUACAGAAAACUUUUUCAGAUAAAAGUUUCUCUUUUAUAUUUAUAUUUUAAAAGUUUAGAAGGACUGCAGCUUUGAAUUACAUCCACUCAAGAAAAUAUAAAAACAACUCAGCGCUCACAGUCCACCAAGUCUUCUUUGAGGCUCAAAUUUCUAAAUUUGUUCCCUGACAGAAAUCUGAAAUCUGAAAGGUUCGUCCUCAGGAGAGCAGGAACGUUGUGAAUAAAACUGAAUCCGAGGAGGAGAGUCCAGCUUGGUACCGAUGUCGUGACAGUUGGAUGCAUGUGAGGCUCUUAACUUCAUCCUUACACAAAACUAUCCAUGAAAACAUUUUCAGAUAAAAGUCUCUCUUUUAUAUUCAUAUUUUAAAUGUUUAGAAGGACUACAACUUUGGAUUAUUUUCCACUCAAGAUAAUAAUCAUAAAAACAACUCAGCGCCCAGAGUCUUGAUAAAUGUUACCAUUAGCUAAUUACAAGCCUCAAAUUUCAAAAUUAGUUUUCUGACAGAAAUCUGAACGGUUCGUCCUCAGGAGAGCAGGAACGUUUUGAAUAGAACUCCGUCGUGUGACUGAAUCUGAGCUGGAAAGUCCAGCUUGGUACCGAUGUAGCGACGGUUGGAUGCAUGUGAGGCUCUUCAGAGGUUUCCACGGAGACUUAAAGGUGUACGGUUCAUCUGAUGCUCGAUAGGUCCGUUCUCACGUUUGCUUGUUGUGACUAAAGUUGCUUUCGUCAACAAAAAUUAUGACUAAAUAUCGUCGUCAACGAACCUUUAUCACCUGAGGAAAACGAGACGAGACACAACGAAAAUGCUAUAGUGAAAUAUAUAAUUCAAUAUCGUAGAUGAAUAAAAACGAGACUAAAAUGUAGAUUACAAAAUAAAAACUCUGAUAAAAUGUGUCUUCAUUUUCGUUGACCAAAACCAGGCGAAAUGUUCUCCCAAAGAUCCUUAACAUCCAUGUUUUCAGUAGUUUCCUCUGGUUUAAUGUCCAUGUUUUCAGUAGUUUCUCUGGUUUAAUGUCCAUGUUUUCAGUAGUUUCCUCUGGUUUAGUUCUGCUGGGUGACGUUAGUCCUCAAUCCCAGUCGCUGCAGCGGGGAAUCAGAUCCAGAAGAUGCAGCUGCAGAGUUAGAGGCUGAUGCCGUUAACGCAGAGCUCUAGGUUCACGUCAAUUAAAAACAAAGUUACAUAGAGAAACGCGGGGAUCUGCUCUGGGGCUGGAGAAGAAGAAGAAUAUCCAUCUUUGGAUCCACUUUCCUACAUAGACGUGGAAAAGAAAACCCAAUGUGUCGUCGAAAAAGACAAAAACGGAAGAAAUGCAGAAAAAUAAAUAUGUUGUAAACUCAAAUUAGAGUCUUCUGUAUCUGGAAUGAAUGUAUUCUUGAGUCUAUAAGGUAACAAUAAUAUAAUAAUAAGAUAACCUUGUUUGAAUUGUAAAAUGGGUUUGGCUAAAUACUAUCUUUGACUAAAACUAGACUAAAAUGGUCCUGGACAAUUCUGACUAAAAUAAGACUAACAUGCUCAGACUUUUAGUCGACUGAAACUUGACACGACUAAAAGGAGAAUGAACGUGACUAAAACUAAUAAAAACUAAAAUGAUAGCUUGACCCAAAGACCAGACUAAAACUAAAAUAGAAACAGGCUGACAGAAACAACACUAGCGGUGACUUUGGUGAGCGUUGCUCGGGGAUGUGUUUGAGCCAUUUCCCACCUCUUUAUAUCCUUAGCAUGUGGCCAAACGGGGUUGUGUUGAGCAGGAGUAUUUAUUAAACCUGUCGAUUAAACCUGUGGGAGAGGUGCUGUGGACCUGCAGCCACAAAGAAAUGCAGAAUUAAUGGCACCUGUGCAGGUUUCAGUCCACUAACCGCGGAGAAACUACACACAACCCCAGGCCGCGCACACCAACACUCAUAAUUUGCGCUGGUUUAGAAGUUCUUGCAUCCCGGGCCUCGUGUUAACGGCUGCUAAGAGUAAUGUGGCAAUGCACCUGAAAAGUAUUGACCACCUGCUGAGGCCGGAAGGAUGGAUGGAUGAAAGGAAAAAAGAAACCUGAACCAUCGGUUCCUCUCUUAGAGGCUUGCGCUUAAAACAAAGCAAAAAAAAAGGAAAAAAUCACCCGCAGAGGUGACAUCAUUUCACUUGGGUCCCACACUAAUCAAGCCUGUCCUCUGGAGUGAAGGCGUGAGUGGAGUGGUAAAAAUAUUUCAAUCUAUUCAGAUGAAAGAGGAGCUUGUGAUGAAGCAUUUCCCCCUGUAGACUGCCAUCAUACAACCUCUAAAACUAUUAAACACCUCAAAGAGAUGCAGAACUAAGUAGGUCAGAGCAAGUAAAGGUACAUUUUCGAUCUCUAAAUCACGAUUUCACGAGUACAAAAGGCCGCAUUAGGGCCGAGGAAGUAUCUCCAGGUGGUUUCAAGGAAUUCUGCGCGGAAAUGUUGCUGCAGAAACUUGAACAACUAAAGACUUUGAGUUUCAUAAGAGAAGGCAGCAAGACGGGUUUGUGGUUCUGGAAAAACCCUCAAGUGUCCACAGGUGGACAGGCGAGCAUCUUCUAUGCUCUCAGUUUCCUCUGUAGGGUGGAGGAUUCAACGGUUCGGGAAGAACGGGCUCUUCAGGACGAAUUAAAGGGCAGUUAUAGAAAUAAAUCCAUUUAUGAAGAUAUUUCAUUGGAAGAUGGCAAAGCAAGGCUAUAACUCGCAGCGCUCAGCUUCAUUGCCGCAUGUAAAAUGAAGAGGCUGAAGUCGGAAUACGAGCAGGUCAAGGACCAGAACAAUAAAUGAUGCAAUAACUGAAUUUCGUUUCCCUUUUAUGAGCAGAAAAAAAUGCAUUUUGAAGGAUAAAGCCAGCUGCCGACCAGAAAUCACUGCCAGUCUGGAGGAGGCCAUCGUACCUGGCCGUGGAGCCGGGCCCACCCCGGGUGUCCACCGCUGUAAAUGCAGAUAUCAGAUGUUAGGGGCCUUUUAAAUGAUAAUGUGAGCACCUCAUCAAAGAAAUUGGUUGUAGGCCGUAAAUUGAAAUGAGCCAUUCAGACCUCCAGCCUAAGUGCCGUCUGGGCUCCUCAGAUGCCUCCUGAGUGAAAGGCAGGAACAUGCCCUCAUAGCUGAUGUGGUGGAGGGUUUCCCGGCGUUGUGGAUGACUGUAACUAAAGAGGUCCAAAAUACGACAAUGACAGCGUACUGGGAUGUUUUAGGGGGGGAAUUAAAACACCUACUGUCCAUUCUGCUAAUGUCUAAUAUAAUAAAAUAUAAGCACACAUACAUGGGGGUGAAUGCAUGUGAGAGAAUACAUUUAGUUUCAUUUAGUGAUGUUGGAUACCACAGAUUUCCUUUCCGAUCCGAUAUUGAGUAAAAGUCAGGCUGGUAUCGACAAUACCGAUUUGGUGCCGAUAUAUUGUGCAAAAACACCUAAUGUGCAGGUAAAUCUAAAAAAAAUGAUAUCCUUAAACUAUCUAAAAUACACCAGAGUCACUUAUUUAACUAUUUUAUUUAAAGUCAGAAGUAUACUGAUGUAGCGGCCUCAUUCACAAUAUAGCCUAGCUCUAAAAAGGUGUUUCCAUCACUAAAAACAGAUCAUAAGUAAAAUAAUUAAACCAUUAAAAUAAAUAAGAGAAUAAUAAACAAAAAUAAGAACUAUUAUAAAAAUUAAAAAAAGUACCAGCAGAGUGUCAUUUAGACAAAAUCUGAAUAGUUUAGAUACUUUCCCCCAGAUAACUGUUAAUGAUAAACAUUACCACAAAUGACUGAAGUAUCAAAAGUAUUGAUUUUAAUUUGAGAAUCGAUUUUAGAGCAUACAGUUCUGGUAUCGGAAGUAUCGAUAUUUCAGUAAUAAUCAUCACUAGUUUAAUUAUGCUUUGUUUGAGUGACGUCUCAGAGAUACUAAAACAUCACAGUUACUUCGUUUGCGGUCGUGUCUUGAUGACUGGCGUGAACGUUCAGCGUCUGUAAUCACCGUGGAAACGCUGCAAAGCCGUGCAAGUGACCAGACGCCUAAUAUCUUCUGGGUUGGGCAGGGGUCCUGUCUUUUUUUAUUAGGUAAAUCAUCAUUGUCAAGCGUGCUUCUGGGUUUUUUAAUGUAAUUUUGUUUGCGUGUUUUUUGCUGCAGCGUUUCCUCUACGCUUGUUCCCCGUGUGUGAGGUCGUUAGCUCGAUUCAAAGAUCCCACAGAUCUCCGAAGGAGGUUUGAUUCAUUGUUGACACAUCUGGCUGUUCGCACAAGCACAUAUAUCUACCACCAUUGAGCCGCCGCCCAACCCUCUGCGCCACAGAGAUUUAGAGUUUUCCGCCGUAGUUCUAGUGAUUUAAUGCUCAAAACUCUGAUUGAUUACUCCCAGGCCCGACGUGGAGGUCCAAACCCCCUUUAUUCCGCCUCAGCGGGCUUCAGCUUCAGCAUGGCCGGGUAAAUGUACUCUCUUCUGGGAUGCCCCCCCGCCGCCGGGCCGGGCAGCCCACUCCCAGGUGUGUGCUGCGUAAAAUAAAGAUAGAGGUAGGAGGCCGGAGGUUACGCGUUAUCAGUUUAACCUCAACUCUUUGGCACCAAUUAACCCCAGAAAAAGAAAAACAACCCCUCGCAACCCGGAGGAAACCUGGGCUGAACCUUUUGCUGUUGGGUUUACCUCACAGAGGAACCUGAGACCACAAGACCGACACUCAGACACUGCUGGUGUGUGUUUUUGUGCACGUGCAGAGAUUAUUUUGCAUAUUAAAAGCCUAAAAAUAUACAAUAAAGCUCAGCCUUUGCUUUGUUGCUUUGUUGAAGACGUACAAAAGGGCUGUUGGCGUCAUCUGACAACGUCACACCACCUUAAUAAUCUGUUAGUGGUUGAGAAACCUUAGAGGAAGCAGCUGAAAAUAUCUCUUGAUUACAUUUCGCAGCUCGGUGAACAUGUUGUGUCAUAAAUAACCGGUUGGCUUCUUGCUUUGAAGGGUUUUUUUUGCAUUUAGAUUCACGAGCACGGCCGCUUUUGUGUGCGCUGGAGCGUUUACUCUCCGUCCUCAUUUCUCCUGCGGACACUGGACAAAAUACCGUCGUAAUCAUUAAGACGUAAACAUUUCACUUUACUGAGCCACAUGUAAUUGUGAAAACAACAAAGCACUUAUGUGCUACAGGAAAUAGGACAACGCAGAAAGAGUUCGGACAGCUUUGUUGUUCUUAUAUUUUAACAACAGUCAGAUUUUUACCACAUUUGUCAAAUUUGUCUAACCGUCGCUGCCGUUUGUGCCCCAUUGAGGGGCAUCAGCAGAAAGAUCUGAGCGGUUCUUUUCACCCCGGAGCAGAAAGCACUGACACAUCCGAUAAAGACUUUAAUUUCAAAAAUAAAAGAAUACAAUUAAAACCAGAAUGUCAAACAUGCAUACUCUUAUUUUGAAGGGCUGGUAUUUGGGGUCCAGACUUUCACUUUUUCUCCCUCUCUAUUUUUUAAUAAUUGUAGGACGAACCUAGAGUCACAGCUUUGAGUUUCAAGCGUAUCCGUUUUAUUCUAACAUAGAAUAAUUCUAACAGCUUCUCUUUGAAUACGGAUGUGUUUGGGUUUCUAAAUGUUUGACUCGUACUGGAAGUUUGAGAACUUUCGAAUGGUCCAACUUUUCCUGCUCCCUGAUGGUGAACCUGAACCCCGAUGACAGGAACACGUCGUCCUGACGUCCCUCAGGGUCCAUGACACGGAUUUCAGAGUGGAAACUGUUCAUAAAUGCUAAGCUGGAGCCGCUCAAACAUUUAAACUGGCAUCAGUGAAAAGGCUUUACCUCUAAAAUUGAAGUUUUGUAAUGAUAUGUAAUCAUGGAUUUAAGAUGGAAAAAGCCUGAGAGGGGAGUUCAUCCUUGCGCACACCGAUAUUCAUCAUUUACCAGUAAUUUAUUUAUUCAUUCAUUCAUUCAUUUUUACCUCUAAAAGGCAACGUGCAUCUCUGAACACGCUGUUACACAAGCAGAAUGCAAAAACCGUAAAAAUCAGCAGUUUGUAAUUGCAAACCGGACCUAUUUCAGCCCUGAAACGCACGGCUUUACCCUUGACUUAUUAUUAACGCCCAAAGUGCACAGCUACAGUCCACUUCUGAAACACUUUUAAAAUGACUGAUUCAUUACUCAGAUAUAAAGAUAUCUGCAGGAAAUGCUCUGGUUUAUUUUGAGGAAAACAUGGGUUUACUACUGACCAGCAUGUUUUAUGUAGGACCGGAAAAGUCCUGUUUCUGGAAAUACAGGCUGCAUCGGAGAUGUGUCAGGUUCUUAAAAGGUGCAAUUACCCACUUCUUCUCGUACGAACUGUUGCACAAAUGACCGUUUUAACUACAAAUGACCAUUGCAGCUGCAAGCGGAGCCUUUUUUUUUUUUGUAAAUGAGAUGAUGUUUGGCCCAUUCAGCCGUCUGCUGCUUCAGUGAGGAUGUUACAAAUGAGGUUCUUUGCUUCUUCUGGUUCACCAAUUGGUUUGAGAAGUAAAAACAAAUCAGUGCAGCUUUAAGUGUCUUUUUUCCUCUAAAUUUUUAUAAAACAAAUCCAGAACUGCAUCUGGAUUAUAAUCUAUUUAAAGCAACUGACAUCUUUUGUGCAACAGCUUUAUUUAAGUCUAGAAAUCCCCCCAAAUAUUAGGUUUAUUUUACAUUUAUGUAGACAAUUUGUUCUACAAGAGAACAUUUAAGGGAGUAUGAUUGGAUGUGCAGCCUGUAUCUGGACUCUUUGUGUUCAAAUGUUCAUUUCUGUGGUCUGUUUGUGAACGUUGUGUGGUAUUUCUGAAUCUGUGCACCUUUGCAGCGGUUUCACUGUGUUCAGCACUUCCCUCUCCUCAGUCUGCCACCGCCAAGUCUGGCGGGACAGAACUGUGAAUCACCACUCAGUUGAAUUCAUCCUUUUCUCUCCGGACCCAAAUUUAUACCUCUUGUGGAAUCACUGUUAUGUAUUUUUGGGGGGUGUUUGCACCGAUAAUGACGUUUCAGUCACAAAAAUAAAAGAUAUAGCAGCCGGUGAAUGAAGGGAAAUAAUGACACAUCUGUCAAGUCACUCAGCUAUGUUUUUUUUUUAUAUCUUUGAGCCAAAAUCCCAAAUAACAUAAAAUAUCUACUUUAGGGUUCUUGAUAUGUCCUGUUCUUGAGCAAAAAUGGAACUAAAAAUGAAAACAUUACAAACAGCUUCCCAUUCGUUGAAAAGGACAAAAACUGCUAUUGACCAUAAAGACGUACGAAUCAUUGAUGUUUCCCAUGAAAAAUCUGGAGUUACAAACCAGAAAUCUUCCUGCUCAACGUCAACUUCGUCAAACUGUCUUUCUGACUUGAAACCGAGAAGAAAGAUUCAAUAAUCUUGUGAAGCAGGAAAUUUUGUAAAUGCUACCCAGUUAGCAAAUAAUAUUUGGCCCAAAUUUGUCCCAUUUCUCUACAGUUUUCUUCGGACCUUUCAACCACACCAGAUCCAGUGACGGAACAAACUAAAACCCAAGUUUGGCCCAUGAACUUUGGGCCACAUCAAUUCAGAGAGUAGACCAGAUUAGGCCGAAAUUUGAUGGUUCGAAUGCAUCUCUCUAGGCAAAUUAAACAUGCGUGUACGACCAACAGUAGUUUUUUUAAUGAUUACUGAACACAUUUUGGUAGUUUGGGCUCAAAAGUGGCCGCACACCAGUGCUUGUGAUUAUGUCACAGUUUAUAACUUUUUAUGUAUGAUGCGUGUAGUCGAACAACCCUCAGUAUUUUAAACACCCCCCGUCGGGGGCUGAUUGCGUGAAAAUCUCAAAUGAUGUAUCGCAGGAUACGAUCCUCCACUGUGACUGCUUGGUUCAGACAACUUAGAUUCUCCAGCAACUUGAAUUUCCAAACGGAUGUACAUAUUAGAGGUUGAGUGUAUUGACACGUAAAUUUAAAUUAUAAAAUUAUGCAGGAGAAGCAGUUUCUUUUUCUCCCACGCAAACAUUUUAUUAAAUUCUUCUUGACUAAUUUAACGUUACUGUUAAAGACGAAAGAACAAACUUCUUUCCUUGGCUGCAAGUUUAAUAUUUGCGAUAGAUACUGUUGUACAGGUGAUAUAUGAAGUAGUGCAGGUGAUUAACGUGCAAAGUCCAGAACCCGUCCCCCCGUGCAGCAUAUUCAGUUAUUACUAUGUAUGUUGAUUCUGUGACUGAAACCUCAUUUUUGCAUAAAUGUAAAGCAAAAUCAGAGCGAUGCCCCGAUGGCGAGAGUCGCGCUCUGCUUCAAAAACCUGGUGCAGACGGCCAGAGCGGGUCGCUGGUUCUGGUUGUGUAUUAUACCGAGGCCGGAGUCUCCGAAGACGAGGCGCCAGCUGAGCAUGAAACAAGGCAACUUUAUAAAUAUUAGACAUUUUUGUUGUUGUUGGAGUUGUUUUUAUCAAUGUUAUGGAACCGACACUGCUAUAGACAUACUGUAUGAAUAUAAGUGGUCGUUGCUGGGUUGUUUUUUUUGUUGUUUUUUUUUAAAUCAGACGCAGUGUUGUUUAUGUUUUCAUUUUUUUUCUUUUUCAGUUUUUUUAUUUCUCUCUAACCAGAUGCGCUAGAAUCUGUAUUUUCUGUUUCUUUACUCCAUCAUGAGAAAAAAAAAAAAAAACAACAGACGUUGAUCCAGAAACCCAAAAGGACAGGACUCAAGACUCCAGGAGCCGCGCUAUCACGCGCUACGGCGCGCUACGGCGCGUUACGACGCGCUAUGACGCGCUAUGACGCGCUAUGACGCGCUAUGACGCGCUACAACACGCUACGACGCGACUUGACGUGGCGUGGGCUCGAGACAGUUUGCCUUAAAUGUCCCACAUAAACUAAACACUGAUACUCACAUGGAUGAGAUGCCGUCAAUGAUUCGUUUUGUACGAUUUAAGCGCUUUCCUCAGAGUGGAUUAUUACCUUUGAGCCCUUGCUGAAGCAAACUAAAUCAUCCCAAGGGUUUUCACAGGUAUUAUUUCUUUUUCAUAAAGAGAAAUUAAUUUAAAUACUGUAGAAAAAUGUGAUAAAUCCGUCACAUUCAGAUCUUAAAAAAAAAAAACAAUGAAAGAAUUGAAAUCUCUAAAUAAUAAUCCUUUAUAUAUUUGUAAUGUUGCUUUCUGAGCUCAAGGAUAUUUGUUUGAAAUUGACCUUUGGAGUAGAAGUUGAUCAGUUUGUAAUCAUUAGAUUUCUCCGAUAGCAUCUUAUUAAAGGCUUAUUAUCUAAACACAGCUGUUAAAUCGUUCUUUUGGUACAAAAGUGAAACGUGCACGGGUUGGUUCUCACGCUUUGAUUUUCUCUAAACGUUACGUAAUCUGGCAACUGGUUGUGAGAAAUAUUUAAGUGAUCUGUGAUCUUUAGCUACAGCAGAUGUAAAAAGAAAUCAACGAGUUUACCUACAUCAAAGAUGGAGAAAUGUUUUUUUUUUAAACAUUUUUUUUAGAUCAGAAAAAGAAAAACAGUGGGAUAGAGCUGUCGAAUCACUUUCGUCUUUACAGGAAGUCCACCUUUGUAGCCUAAAUGUUGGUUGGUUAUAUUUAUAUAGGAAAAAUGCUAGUGAUGCCUUGUUUUUCGUACAGUUUUAUGUACAUGCAAGUGUAGGUUUUUAAAAGAUGAAGAUGAAACUAUAUAUAUUCAAAAAACUCAAAAGAAGUCUGACCCUGAACCUGUAGGAUUAUAUCGUCUGAAGUAUCGUAGGCUCUAUUCAACGUAGGACUGAAGAGUCAGGCUCAGAGCGGAGGACGGCCGAGUGCCGCCUCCAGUCACACACCCAAGACACCACUCUUCUUUUUCCCAUGUUUGUCCAGGCCCACGCUAUACGUAAGUUGACUUUUUCUCUCUUUUAUUUUGUUUUAAUUACCUUUAAUUUUGGAGGAUGUUGGGUGAUGUGUUCACUUGAGCCUCAUCUGUUCUCUUUUCAGCAUCUGCAUGUUUGAAUUUUAAAAAAUGUGGUCUUUUAUUUUUGCUGAGUGAAUCAAAGAAACAAUAUCUUGUAAUUACUCCUUCCUCAUAGCUUUACAAUAAAAUACA